Messenger RNA from Hemicordylus capensis (graceful crag lizard), 921 nucleotides. Its product is annotated as olfactory receptor 5A2-like. The transcript has a single exon. NCBI's taxonomy places the organism in Eukaryota, Metazoa, Chordata, Lepidosauria, Squamata, Cordylidae. The coding region runs from base 1 to 921 and encodes 306 amino acids. Gene Ontology annotation, biological process: G protein-coupled receptor signaling pathway. Gene Ontology annotation, molecular function: olfactory receptor activity; G protein-coupled receptor activity. Gene Ontology annotation, cellular component: membrane. The record is from RefSeq and is a predicted model, not a curated record.
AUGGGAAACAAAACUGAUAUGUCAGAGUUCAUUUUCUUGGGAUUGUCCAAUGAUCCUCAACUGCAGAUCUUCUUCUUCUUGGUGUUUUUCGCAAUUUAUCUAAUAACAUUGUCAGGAAACAUCACAAUCAUUUUGGUGAUUAGAAUGGAUCCUUCUCUUUACACACCCAUGUAUUAUUUUCUGUCACAUUUGUCCUUUGUGGACAUCUGUUAUUCUAGCGACAUUGCCCCUAAGUUGUUAAUGAAUUUGCUCAUGAAGCAGAAAACGAUUUCCUUCACUGGCUGCCUCACACAGAUGUUUUCCAGUCUUCUCUUGAGUGUCACAGAGGUUUUUAUUCUUUCAGCAAUGGCUUAUGAUAGGUACGUUGCUGUGUGUCACCCACUUCACUAUGUAGUGACAAUGAACAAAGCAUUAUGUAGUUACUUGGUGAUGGGUGCAUGGAUAAUGGGCUUCUUUUUUGCAAUAAUAAACACAGUGCCUACAUUCAAUUUACAGUUUUGUGCCCUUCAUGAAAUCAACCACUUCAGCUGUGAACUCCCACCACUACUGAAAUCUUCCUGUUCUGACACCUUCCUCAACAAUAUCAUUCUUUUUUCUUCUGUUAUGAUUUUUGGACUUGGCUCAUUCAUACCAACCCUGGUCUCCUACAUUCACAUCAUCUCCACUAUUUUGAUGAUCCGCUCUGCAGAAGGCAGAAGAAAAGCCUUUUCUACCUGCAGCUCCCACCUUAUUGUUGUUGGUUUACUAUAUAUGACAGGAAUGUCCCAGUACAUGAAACCCAGCAGUAUUUCGUCCAUGACACUGGAUGAAAUUUUCUCCAUUCAGUAUAGCAUUUUGACUCCCAUGUUGAAUCCAAUAAUCUACAGUCUGAAAAACAAGGAAGUGAAGAGAGCCCUUGGGAAAAUAUUCAGGAAAAAAUAA